ACUCAUUCACGCGCCGGACUGGAAUGGUGCGCGCGCUCGCUCCUGCACUGCAAUGGCGCUGGCGGCGCGCUGAAGAGACUUGCGCGAGUUUAACAGAGAUUUUAAACGACAAUCUACAGGUAUGCACUGCGAGUCAUCGUUAAAUUCGACCUGAGGAAGAGGACUGAUCUUACUUCUGAUCAUUUGAUGUCCUCCGGUGAGCGGAUCGGUCGAGCCGUGAAGGUGAAUGAAACCGCCCCAAACGCUCCUCACAUCUGCACGCGAUCCGCCCGCCGUGUCCACCGGCUGAUCUGAGUACAACAGAACCUCGCUCCAGAUCAGACCCGUUUGGAUGAUUAUGGCAGAACGCGGUUCCACCGGAUUAUUGAUGCUGAUGUCGGAGCCGUCAACGGCGGUCGCGCGCACUCUCCCGGCGGAGGUGCGCGAGAAGCUGGCGGAGCUCGAGCUCGAGCUGUCCGAGGGUGACAUCACACAGAAGGGCUAUGAAAAGAAGAGAGGUAAACUGUUGGCACCCUACAUACCACAGAUACAAGACACGUCGUCAGCAUCAGAGGAUGAAGGCUCGCUGCGACGGCAGGGACGGAUCUCCUCCUCGUCUCCGUAUCAGUCUCACCCUCGAGUAGAACACUGGUUUAAUAAAGUCCUCCAGGGCUCGUCCACAUCAUCGUCCGCCUCCUCCACCUCCUCUCAUCACGCCACCUCCUCCUCAGCUGCGACUGUACUGGCUGACCUCGUGUCUCACACACACAACGACACCAACCACAGUGUCCCCCCGGACGUGACCGGCCUGUCUGAGCGCUCGCUGCAUGUGGAGCGUCCACAGGUGUCAUCGGUUCGAGGGAUCCCGCGCGGAUACAUCAACACCAGCGUCAUGGAGACCGCUGACGGUGUUCCAGUCAACAGUCGAGUUUCCUCUAAGAUUCAGCAGCUCCUAAACACACUGAAAAGGCCCAAAAGACCCCCGUUACCAGAGUUCUUCCUCGAUGAUUUUGAAGAACUUUUGGAUGUCCAGCAUCCAGAUCCCGAUCAGCCUAAGCCGGAGGGGGGUGAGAUGAGACCUCUGGACGGUGAGCCGCUGGAGGUGGUGACUGACUGGCCUUCGUCAUUACUGGCGUCUCUUCAGUGCUGGGGUACAACACAACCCAAGAGUCCCUGUCUCACUGCGCUGGACAACGCUGGCAAAGCCGUCUACACGCUCACUUACGGGAAGCUGUGGACGCGGAGUGUGAAGCUGGCGUACACGCUGCUGAAUAAACUGAGCUCCAGGAGUGAGCCGCUGCUGCGACCCGGAGACAGGGUUGCUCUUGUGUUUCCCAACAAUGAUCCUGUGAUGUUUAUGGUGGCGUUUUAUGGAUGUCUGUUGGCCGAGCUGGUGCCUGUACCUAUAGAAGUGCCGCUUACUCGAAAGGACGCUGGCAGUCAGCAGGUGGGCUUUCUGUUGGGCAGUUGUGGGGUGACAUUGGCUCUGACCUCUGAUGCCUGUCAGAAGGGUCUCCCUAAAGCACAGACUGGAGAGGUGGUCGCUUUUAAAGGCUGGCCGAGACUGCUGUGGUUUGUUACAGAUGGAAAGCAUGUUGUGAAGCCUCCUAAAGAAUGGCAUCCACCAAUCAGAGACGUCAGCAAUGACAUCGCCUACAUCGAGUAUAAGAGCAGUAAGGAGGGCUGUACGAUGGGCAUCACGCUGUCUCACUCUUCUAUGUUGGCUCACUGUCACUCUCUCACUCAGGCCUGUGGCUACACAGAGGGUGAGAUUAUAACAAAUGUUUUGGACUUUAAACGGGAUGCUGGUCUGUGGCACGGCGUCCUGACGAGUGUGAUGAACAGACUUCACGUCAUCAGCAUCCCAUACUCCCUGAUGAAUGUCAAUCCUCUGUCCUGGAUUCAGAAAGUUCACACGUAUAAAGCUCGUGUAGCGGUGGUGAAAUCCAGAGACAUGCACUGGUCACUUUUAGCCCAGCGAGAUCAGAGAGACAUUAGUCUCAGUUCACUUCGCAUGCUCAUUGUUGUGGAUGGAGCCAAUCCCUGGUCUAUCUCGUCCUGUGAUGCCUUUUUAAAUGUAUUUCAGUCCCGUGGGCUUCGACCGGAGGUGAUCUGUCCAUGUGCGAGUUCUUCUGAAGCCUUGACUGUCGCCCUCCGCAGGCCUCCAGAGAUGUCCGUUCCUCCUCCAGGUAAAGCAGUGUUGUCUAUGAGCGCUCUGAGUUACGGUGUGAUUCGAGUGGACACAGAGGAGAAGCUGUCUGUCCUCACCGUUCAGGAUGUUGGUCAGGUGAUGCCUGGAGCUCAGGUGUGUGUGGUCCGUUUGGAGGGGAUGCCGUAUCUCUGCCAAAUGGAUGAGGUUGGUGAAAUCUGCAUAAGCUCCAGCACUACAGGAAUCUCUUACUAUGGCCUGCCCGGCAUGACCAAGAACGUCUUUGAGACCGUUCCAGUGACAUCAUCAGGGACGCCCAUCAGUGACAGAGCCUUCACACGGACGUCUCUCCUGGGCUUCAUCGGACCGGAUAAUCUGGUGUUUGUGGUGGGGAAGAUGGACGGGCUGAUGGUGGUCACUUCAAGAAGACAUAACGCUGAUGAUGUAGUGGCCACAGCGCUGGCCGUAGAGCCCAUGAAGUUUGUGUACAGAGGAAGGAUCGCCGUGUUCUCCGUGUCGGUUCUUCAUGAUGAGCGUAUCAUGGUGGUGGCUGAACAGAGGCCAGAUGCGUCCGAGGAGGACAGUUUCCAGUGGAUGAGUCGAGUCCUGCAGGCUAUAGACAGCAUUCAUCAGGUUGGCGUGUAUUGUCUGGCUCUGGUCCCGGCUAACACGCUUCCCAAAGCUCCUCUGGGGGGCAUUCACAUCUCCGAGACCAAACAGCGUUUCCUGGAGGGAGCCCUGCACCCCUGUAACGUUCUCAUGUGUCCUCACACGUGUGUCACCAACCUGCCCAAACCCCGACAGAAGCAGCCGGGCACCGAGGUGGGACCUGCAUCCAUGAUGGUGGGGAAUCUGGUGGCUGGGAAGAGAAUGGCUCAGGCCAGUGGACGAGACGUGUCACAGCUGGAGGAUACUGAGCAGUUUCUGUACAUGCAGGAUGUUCUGCAGUGGAGGGCUCAGGCCACUCCAGAUCAUCCUCUGUUUCUGCUGCUCAACGCCAAGGGUACAGUGUCCAGCACAGCCUCAUGUGUUCAGCUACACAAGCGAGCGGAGCGUGUGGCCGUAGCUCUGAUGGAGAGAGGUCGACUCAACACUGGAGAUCACGUAGCGCUCGUCUAUCCUCCUGGUAUUGAUCUGAUCGCCACAUUCUACGGCUGUCUGUACGCCGGCUGUGUUCCUGUGACGGUCCGACCGCCCCACCCACAGAACCUGACCACCACCCUGCCAACGGUUAAAAUGAUUGUGGAGGUUAGUAAGUCCGUGUGUAUUCUGACGACACAAGCAAUAAUGAAGCUGCUGAAGUCCAAAGAGGCGGCGGCCGCCGUGGAUAUCAAGUCCUGGCCGUUGAUACUGGACACAGACGAUCUGGCGAGAAAGAGAAUUCCUCAGAUUUAUAAACCGCACACACCGGACAUGUUAGCUUACCUGGACUUCAGCGUGUCCACCACAGGAAUCCUGGCCGGAGUGAAGAUGUCUCACGCCGCCACCAGUGCCUUGUGUCGCUCGAUUAAACUGCAGUGUGAGCUGUAUCCCUCUCGUCAGAUCGCCAUCUGUCUGGAUCCGUACUGUGGGCUGGGUUUGGCUCUCUGGUGCCUCUGCAGCGUGUACUCGGGCCAUCAGUCGAUUCUGGUUCCUCCUCUGGAGUUGGAGAGCAACGCGUCUCUCUGGCUGUCCGCCGUCAGUCAGUAUAAAGUGCGAGUGACCUUCUGCUCAUGUUCUGUCAUGGAGAUGUGCACCAAAGGCCUGGGCUCACAGACCGAAGCCCUGCGGUUGAGGAACGUGAAUCUGGCGUGCGUGAGGACAUGUAUGGUGGUGGCGGAGGAGCGUCCUCGCAAUGCUCUCACUCAAUCCUUCUCGAAGAUCUUUAAAGAUCUGGGACUGUCCACUCGAGCUGUCAGCACCACAUUCGGCUGUCGGGUGAACGUGGCCGUCUGUCUUCAGGGCACCGCUGGACCGGACCCCACCACAGUGUAUCUGGACAUGAAAGCCCUCCGUCAUGACAGGGUUCGGUUAGUAGAGAAAGGCUCGCCUCACAGUUUACCACUCAUGGAGUCUGGAAAGAUUCUGCCUGGUGUGAAAGUGAUCAUUGCCAACACUGAGACCAAAGGACCUUUAGGAGAUUCUCACCUGGGAGAAAUUUGGGUGAGCAGUCCUCAUAACGCAUCAGGAUAUUACACCGUUUACGGUGAGGAGGCUUUACACGCGGAUCACUUCAGCACCAGACUGAGCUUCGGUGACACACACACCGUUUGGGCUCGCACCGGAUAUCUGGGCUUCUUACGACGCACAGAACUCACAGACGCCAGCGGAGAGCGUCACGAUGCGCUGUACGUGAUCGGAUCUCUGGACGAGACUCUGGAGCUGAGAGGAAUGCGCUAUCAUCCCAUCGACAUCGAAACAUCUGUGAUACGGGCACACAAGAGCAUCGCUGAAUGUGCCGUGUUCACAUGGACGAAUCUGUUGGUGGUAGUGGUGGAGCUCGAGGGCUCUGAACAGGAAGCGCUGGAUCUCGUUGCCCUGGUGACCAACGUGGUUCUAGAAGAGCACUACCUGAUCGUAGGGGUGGUGGUGGUGGUGGAUCCGGGAGUGAUUCCCAUCAACUCCAGAGGAGAGAAGCAGCGCAUGCACCUGCGGGAUGGUUUCCUGGCCGAUCAGCUGGACCCUAUAUAUGUGGCCUACAACAUGUGAAAAACACGGAGGAGAGGAACCUGACGCGCCACCUUCUCUUCCACAAACAUUGAUGGAUUCUCUGAUGGAGCUAUGCAGUUUAUUUUUGAUAUCAAACAUUUGAAAUGCCUUGAAGAUGAAUCUCUGAACUCGGGUGUGUGAGGGCGAAAGAUGAUGUCAUUUCCGUUGUGACAUGAGUUCAGAUUGUGUUGAAGCACACGUGAAUGUUUUCUGUGUGAGGAGGAGAUCAGACAGCCCAAAGGUCCAGAAGCAGAAUGCCCACCGUUGCUUUCAAUUACAGGAGCAUCGCCGGCAGUGUAGCUGUAAACAACCACCCAACAAAUUAAGAGAUUGUUUGUUUUCUUCUCACAUAAACACACACACUGUGGUAAAGUGUCAUUUCUGUGCCACUAGCAUCGCCCGAAAAACAGCAGCUUUCUUUUUUAAAUCUAUGAGCGGAUUGAUCUAGAUUCCUGUCUGUCACUCACUCAUAGUUGUGUUGAUGCAGUGACACUAGAGGUUUGUUUUGCAAGGCCCAAUCUCUGCUUUCUUAGUAAAGGCAAAUGAAAAUUGCAGAGUUGAAUUUGAGAAGAUCUGAUAUGGAGUGGGUUUGAGGGAAGCGCAGGUAGACCUGUUCACUUCCCAUGAGUCCUCCCCUGACGGCAGCCCCCCUUCACACUGAUGCUCUAGCACACAGCUGGCCCCGGGGUCUGCACAAAUGAGCUUUGAUUACACAGAAACUGGGCAAAGUCAGGAAGGAUGAGGAGCAAGUCCUCGAACCAUAAGGUCCACCCAGACUUGGAGCUCUUGGAGCUUACUUUUCCCUAUAACGACCUCUACCUGGCAGAUUCCCCAGGGAAUAAUGUUCUUUAUCUGAGAAGGACAUGAUCUGGCAUCUGGGUCCAGACCUCUGGAAUCUCCACCUCUUGCCUCUGGAUGGGACACGAAAGACUUAAGUAGCUUAUCACUAGCGGUCAUAGACAUUGUCACUGCAGCUAGAGCCCCUUUUACUAGGCAUCUUUUCAUGGUCUGGUGCUCUUCCUGGGGGGAACACCCACAGAGAUAUGCAUUUGGGUCUGUGCUUUUUACAAGAGAGGUCAGAGAGACGUUGUACGUGGCUGUAGCAGCACUUCACACUUGAUGGGAUUAGAUCGAGAAAGCACAGCGUGAUUAUCAGGUUCCUUUGGCACCAGGAGGUUGAAUCCUUGAAUCCCCAGCUUGGUCACUGGUUGAGCUCAUAACACGAUUCUGCUGAUUGUGGUGUUUAGUAAAAGUGCGUCACAUGUCUCUUCAUCAACGCAGUGACUGAUAGAGACUGUGUAUACAAAUUCAUGCAAAUUCCACUGGCCAGUUCUCAUUGGUCUUUUCUAAGAAAGCAUUAAUGUCACUACAUCAACGUCUUGUUCCCUCUAUCAGGGAAUGGAGGGUUCUAUAGUAAGUAAAUCGGUGGUAAAGAACAGCAGGCCAGAGAUGUUGUCUAGGAGUCGAAUUUAACCCAGAAUAUCCUCUUUUUUACUAACAUCACUAACACUUCAACAUCUUAUUUUUAGGAUGUAACAGAGUAUUUUUGUUGCAUUUGUUUCUGACUUUAAAUUCUGAUUAGAUGAAGCACGUUCUGAACUGGACGCUCACCUGUGGCUGCACUAAACUGAUUUUUUGCUUGGUAACUAGUUGUCUUACAUCCACCGAGCAGUGAAACACGAAAUGGUCUGAUAUCAGACACCUGUGGACUGUAUUGUUUCAGCAUCAUGUUUUGUUCACGUUUAAGCUUCUGCGUAAGACAGUAAUCAGGGUAAUAAUGAUGAAAAAAGUCUUCUUCAGGUAACCAAGUCCCAAUCUGAGAAAUAUUUACACUUCAUAGCAACAUUUGAGCUCUUUACUGAAUGACAUUGUUCUUGUUCGAAUCUUUUAUUCUCACUUCAGAUGAAUGUAUGAAGGUGACAUUUUAGUUUCCCACGUGUUAUUAUUGACUGAGAUGUAACAGAACCGUUUCUCUUGAUGCGUAAUUCAGCAGUAAUCAGUGAAGAGAUGGACGUUGAUGUCAGGACACAUGAAAGGCUGUUCAUGUUUGCUGUCAGUACAGAUACAGUGUGUUGUCUUCAGCACUGUAAACAUGAUGUCUAACGGCGUUUGCUUUAUUUGUGUUCACUGGUUUAAGGACAGGCAGCGAGCCUGCUGUAAUUGUUGUACAGAUUUUGUUUUUAAGUUAUUACUGGGACACCAGAAACCUCUCAAUCAUACUGCAGCAACAUGAAUGCAGACCAAACGCUGCUCAACGUUUCAUUUCUCCGGUGGUUACGUCAUCUUUUAUAUGGCAGUAGACUUGGUUUUGUUGCACAGAUUGUAAAGCACAUACAGGAUCUGUAUCACAGAAUGAUUGUGUGACUCUUGAUUUUUUUUAUUUGUAGUUCUGUCAUUUAAUCAUUUGGUUGACUUAUGUUAAUAUUUCUUAAUAAAAAU
Molecule: messenger RNA, 7255 nt
Organism: Triplophysa rosa
Lineage: Eukaryota; Metazoa; Chordata; Actinopteri; Cypriniformes; Nemacheilidae
Gene: dip2a
Product: disco-interacting protein 2 homolog A
Exons: 36
Coding region: 332-4816 (1494 amino acids)
Cellular component (GO): cell surface
Source: RefSeq, a predicted model, not a curated record